GAUCCUGUCUCAAAAAGAAAAAAGGGCUGAGAUGUGGGUCAGUGGUAAAACAUCCAUAGGUUCAAUCCCCAGAUCAGGAAAAAGAAAGAAAAAUGAAACACUUCAAUUAAAUAUUUUCUGAGUUCCUACUAUAUACCUAUGCAAGGAAUGUAUGAAAUGGGUGGGGUUUCCAUCUUUAAAUAAGUUCCCAGAAAAGUGGGGAAAGGGAUAAAAACAAAUUAUUUUGCUACUUUGUGGUCAGAGCCCUAAUAAAGUUUGGUAAAAGGCACCUAAUGCUGUGGGAAGAUCAUGAGGUUUGGGGUUUGAGGUUGGGGUGGUGGGGGGAGAUACAAAGAAAGUUGAGUAAAACUUCAUGGGAGAGUGAAGUAUAAGUAGAAUAUAAAAUCUGUGCUUGAAACAUUGGAUGACCAGUUCAUGAAGAAUGUUAAAUACUACACUAAAGAAUUUGCUCUUAUCCUAAAAACUAUACAGAGUUGGGGCUGGGGAUAUAGCUCAGUUGGUAUAGUGCUUUCUUCGCAUGCACAAAGCCCUAGGUUAAAUCCCCAGCACCACACACACACACACACACACACACACACACACACACACACACACAAAGGCAAAAGCUGUACAGAGUUGCUAAAUAAUUUAUUUGUAACAAGGGGGGAAUAUGGUCAGAUCUGUAUUGUAAGAAGAGCUCGUCUAGCUGUAAUGGGGAGGAUGAUAGACAUGAAGACAAGGAGACCAGUGAAGGAGAUCCCCUAUAGGAAACUUUCCUUGACAACUACUUCCAUAUUCUGAUCCUCUCAUCUGCCCCCCACAUCUACACUUCCACCUUGCUACUAGAGGUGGAACAUCAUUGUGAACAUUCAGUCUCCUUAGGAGUGUGUAGUCUGUAUGUGUGGAGGGGAGAGUGGUACAGUGAUUGUGACUAAAACAGACUCCAGACAAACCUCACCAGGAGGGCAAGAGACUCCAGGAACCCUCAAGCGCAGCAGCAGCUACUUGGACAAUGGACAAAGGCCAGUUCAGCAAACACUGAGUGCCCACUGAAUAAGGGCAAGAGUAGAAGCUUAAGUGGUCAUUCAACUUCUUUAGCUAUAAAAUGUAUUUCAUUAAAUUUACCUCACCAGAUUUAUUGAAGAUCAAAUGAAAGAGUGGACAUAAAGUCCCUGGCACAUAGGAAGAACCCAUUCUUCCUUUCAAACUGACAGGAGAAGAAAUAUAUUCAGAGUGAAUCAGUGACAGUCAAGGUCAGAUCAUUCAGAGAAGGCUCAGCCAGGAUGAGUUCAAACUGCAGCUCACACAUCUGGUUGUAAUAACCACCAUGCAUUGGGUGCCUUCCACAUGCCUGGCACAUUGCUCUGAUUCUCACAACAACUGUAUGAUGUAGAUAGUCCUAAAACAAUUUUACAAUGGAGAAACUAAGGCUCAGGGCUAAAAGGGCCCACAUUGCCCAGGUCACCUGAGAAUUAAAGGCAAGAUUAGAGAAUGUCAAGGUUCAGGCAGAUGGGCCAGAAGCAGGCAUAUACAGAGUGAAGGAAGGCAAGGAGGAUGACACAAAGUUCUAAGACAGAAAACCAAAAUCUAUUUGUUGAAAUCAGAUGGAAGUGGUUCUUUUAAGUAGAGUUUUAGUAAUCAUUUUUCUCUUGGCCCUAACUCUUAAGUACAGGGUAGAGGGCUGGGAUUGUGGCUCAGUGGUAGAGCACUUGCCUAGCAUGUGUGAGGCCCUGGGUUCAAUCCUCAGCACCACAUAAAAAUAAACAAAAUAAAGAUAUUGUGAACAACUAACAAAUAAAUAUUUUUUUAAAAAAAGAACAGGGUGGGGAGAAUUUAAAGUCUUAUUUUAGAACAAGAUACCUUCCCUCCAGAUUUGAAGUCUCAACAAGUGAGUCUAAGAUAUGUCUGUGGGUCCCCUACAAGUGUCUACCACAGAGAGGGCCUGGCAUGAAUGAACAAGACUAAAUGCAUGAAAAAGAGUUCUGGCAAAUUGAUAAAUUUGAGCCUGUCUCCCAUUCUACAAAGUGGCAAUUAUAAUUAUCUUAUGGGACCAGCAGUAUAUAGUGAUUGAGGGAAUGACCUCAGGUGCCAGGAUGGAAUCCUGGUUCUGAUAUUUACUAGAUGAGUAGGUAAGGUACCUUCUGUUUUCCAUUGGAAAAUGGAGAUGUUAAUAGUGUCUACUUCACAGGAUUUUUAUGAAGAUUAAAUAACACAUAACAUGUAGAAAAGUGAGUGGGAUAUAGUGGGUGCUCAGAAUGUGUUAAUUAUUGCUUUGAGGAUUUAAAUGGGAAAGGUGUGAUGUUAACCUUGUCUAGUUCAAAAUUCUCUACGCACUGCUUUUGUUCCCUCAUUCUCGGUUCUUGUGGAAUAGAAUGGUCUUUGCAAAGGGAGCCAGGGACCAGCUUGGGGAAGGAACCUGGGAGUUGAUUUCUGGGAUCAACCCUCUUUGUGGGAAGACCCAAGGCUUGGGCAGAUCCUCUCUCCCUAUGCUUUUGUUAGUCAAGACAGAGCGCCCUCUCCUGUUCAAAUGUGGGAACAUCACUGGCCCAGAAUUUUCGGGGUGAGCCUCACAGGGUCUCAGAGCCUGCAAGGUGCUCUUCCCCAGAAUGAAAUGCCCCAACCAGCUCAGAGGAGCAAGGUUUGGAGGAGGGGCGCCGAAGCUGGGGCAAAUCAGCCUUAAUAUUUCAGAAGGGCGAGACGGGAUAAUUCAUUUAGGAUGUGGGUGGAAGACAGGAGAAACUGGGGUCAGGGAAUGACAGAAAUCUGGGUCCUGUUCGAUUAAUUUUAUGUUCUUUCAACAGGUGAUGGGGACGCGGCCGAGAGGGCCUCCUGGUCAGGAUUCCUCCCAGGUGCUGCGGAUGGAGGCGUGGGGUAGCCUUGGAACCCCAUAGACUAGUUUCGAAUCUCAGCUCUGCCAGUUAUUAGCCUGUGACUUUGAGUCUGACAAGAUGUACCAGGUCCCACUGCCACUGGAUCGGGAUGGGAUCCUGGUUCGGCUCCGCUUCACCCUGGUGGUCCUGGUUACGGUCUGCUGUCCAUUUAUCGCCUUCCUCUUCUGCAUCCUCUGGUCCCUGCUCUUCCACUUCAAGGAGACAACGGCCACACACUGUGGGGAUGUUCUCUGCGGCCUCCCAGCCCUUGGACCCCGAUGGGACUGUGUUCCGGCUCCGCUUCACAGCCAUGGUCUGGUGGGUCAUCACUUUCCCUGCGUUUGGCUUCUUCUUCUGCAUCAUCUGGUCCCUGGUGUUCCACUUUGAGUACACAGUGGCCACUGACUGUGGGGUGCCCAAUUAUCUACCCUCGGUGAGCUCAGCCAUCGGCGGAGAGGUGCCCCAGCGCUAUGUGUGGCGCUUCUGCAUUGGCCUACACUCAGCACCCCGCUUCUUGGCGGCCUUCGCCUACUGGAACCACUACCUCAGCUGUGCCUCCCCGUGUCCUGGCUACCGCCUGCUCUGCCGCCUCAACUUUGGCCUCAACGUCGUGGAGAACCUCGCACUACUAGUGCUCACCUAUGUCUCCUCCUCUGAGGACUUCACCGUCCAUGAAAAUGCUUUCAUUGUGUUCAUCGCUGCUUCCCUCGGUCACAUGCUCCUCACCUGCAUUCUCUGGCGGCUGACCAAGAAGCACACAGUAAGUCAGGAGGAUCGCAAGUCCUACAGCUGGAAACAGCGGCUCUUCAUCAUCAACUUCGUCUCCUUCUUCUCGGCACUGGCUGUCUACUUUCGACACAACAUGUAUUGUGAGGCUGGAGUAUACACCAUCUUUGCCAUCCUGGAGUACACUGUCGUUCUAACCAACAUGGCGUUCCACAUGACAGCCUGGUGGGACUUCGGGAACAAAGAGCUGCUCAUAACCUCUCAACCGGAGGAAAAGCGAUUCUAACACCUCUGCUGCUGGGAGAAAGUAGCCCACUGCCUAGAAACAAGAAACCACUCUUGCCUUCCCCAUACCUGUGUCCUCCUGGGUCCUUCUGAAAUGGGGGAGAGGGAAGAAGGGCAGAAGGGCAUAGGACAAGGCUGACCCAAGCAUCGCAGGCUUCUCCUCCUCAACCCUCACACAGCCACAGGGGCCUUCAAGUAACGUCAAUCUAAACUGACAGGCCCCAAGAAGCUGAGCUGGAAGGAGAGCUCUACCACUUGGUGCUAAAAAAAGUUCUGAGGUUUAUGACCACCAUCCAAUUUUUGGUUUUUACCUAGCCACCUCUCACUGAGGUUAGGGACUGCUGAGCAGUGGCUGCAGCUUCAAAACCAUAGCCAUUUCUCUCCAGGUCAUUCACUUGACUAGUAUCUGAUAAUCUUCCAUGCACAUUUAGGCCUGUGGCUGUAGUCCCCUGCUGGGUUUGUCCAAGUGUUUUAGUCCUGACUUCACUUCUUUAGUCUGGUGUGGGCCCUAAGGUGUGUAUCCUUACCUAUCUGAGCCUCAGUGUGUCCAUGUGUAUGAUAUGAGGAGGUGGCAGUGUGUGAUCUCCAAUGGCUCUGCCAGUGUGGUUCUGACAUCAUCUGAUGGAAGUGGUCUAUACCUGAAGGAUGACCUGUUCCAGAAAAAGCACCAGCACAGCAUGUGUUUCUCUUCCCUUCUGAAAUCACUAGCCUAUGUACCCUUCCUCCUUGCAAAGAUAUGGGGUAGAGGGAUCAAGAGGCACAGUUCCCUACCACAACAUGGGCUCCCUGGUGUAUAACUCCCUAUUACCCCAGACCCUGAGCUCUUCUGGUUGUACAUUUUAUUUCAAAUGAAAAUAAAUUUUUUUUUCUUUUGCCAAUAA
Molecule: messenger RNA, 4741 nt
Organism: Ictidomys tridecemlineatus (thirteen-lined ground squirrel)
Lineage: Eukaryota; Metazoa; Chordata; Mammalia; Rodentia; Sciuridae
Gene: Pgap2
Product: post-GPI attachment to proteins 2
Biological process (GO): GPI anchor biosynthetic process
Cellular component (GO): endoplasmic reticulum membrane; Golgi membrane
Source: RefSeq, a predicted model, not a curated record